AUGAAUAAUACAGAUCCAACGUCCUUUCAAAGUAUUCUAGCUGGGGUUAAAAAAUUGAGGGAACAGGAAGGCGGUAAAGAAGAUGAUUCCAAGAAGAAAGCUCAAAGCCAAUCGUCGAGGACACCAUCUCAACCAAUUCAGGCUAGUAGUGGUCCAGUAGUAAAUGCAUUUAAUCAACAAAGAAUAAUACCAGGGGAAGGCACAAAUACUGAUAAGGACUUUUCUAGGAAGAGACCAUUUACAGGAUCUAACUCUAAUUCUGUAUUGGUAAACACUACUCAGAAGGAAAAUCCAUUAUUAAAUCAUUUGAAAAAUACAAAUUGGAGAUAUAUAUCUUCAACUGGUGGUAAUAAAAUAUAUUAUGAUUAUCUUGUGAGAAGUAGAUCUAUACUUUUUCUAACAUUAAGUUAUCAUAGAUUAUAUGCUGAUUAUAUUGCAAGAAGAAUGUUACCUUUAUCUAAAAAUGAAAAUAAUAUCCUGAUAUUUGUUGUGGAUGACAUUAAUUCUGAAGAUCCAUUAAAAGAUUUAACCAAACUUUGUAUGUUUAAUGGAUUCACAUUGCUCGUAGCUUUCAAUUUUGAGCAAGCUGCUAAUUACCUUAGGUAUCUUAACCAGUGA
Molecule: messenger RNA, 618 nt
Organism: Naumovozyma dairenensis CBS 421
Lineage: Eukaryota; Fungi; Ascomycota; Saccharomycetes; Saccharomycetales; Saccharomycetaceae
Gene: RAD10
Product: DNA repair protein RAD10
Exons: 1
Coding region: 1-618 (205 amino acids)
Biological process (GO): meiotic mismatch repair; nucleotide-excision repair; mitotic recombination
Cellular component (GO): nucleus; nucleotide-excision repair factor 1 complex; ERCC4-ERCC1 complex
Molecular function (GO): single-stranded DNA binding; damaged DNA binding
Source: RefSeq, a predicted model, not a curated record